Caenorhabditis remanei is the source of this 1362-nucleotide messenger RNA. RefSeq lists its product as uncharacterized. Gene Ontology annotation, molecular function: acid phosphatase activity; metal ion binding. The transcript is spliced from 8 exons. Lineage: Eukaryota; Metazoa; Nematoda; Chromadorea; Rhabditida; Rhabditidae. The record is from RefSeq and is a predicted model, not a curated record. The coding region runs from base 1 to 1362 and encodes 453 amino acids.
AUGAGGCUACUCAUCUUCUGUAUAUCAUUUUGUAUUCUAUUCAUAUCAAAAUGUAGUGCAGUGGGUACAGUCCCUGAUCAAGUUCAUCUUUCUUUCACUGGAGAUAUGACUGAAAUGGCUGUGGUAUGGAAUACAUUUGCGGAUGAUGUAUCUUAUGGAAAGAAAGGAAGUGGAGCUUCAUCAACAGCUAAAGGAUCUUCUGAAGCUUGGGUUUACGGUGGAAUCACAAGAUACCGACACAAGGCUACCAUGACUGGAUUGGAUUACUCCUCGGAAUACGAAUACACCAUCGCCUCCCGCACUUUCUCAUUCAAAACCCUCUCAAACAAUCCUCAAACUUAUAAAGUUUGUGUCUUCGGUGACUUGGGAUACUGGCAUGGAAACUCGACAGAAAGUAUAAUUAAGCAUGGACUUGCUGGAGAUUUCGAUUUUAUUGUUCAUCUUGGAGAUAUUGCUUACGAUUUGCACACGAACAAUGGAGAAGUUGGUGACAGUUAUUUGAAUGUUUUCGAGCCACUCAUUUCCAAGAUGCCUUAUAUGGUAAUAGCUGGAAAUCAUGAAGACGACUACCAGAACUUCACAAACUACCAGAAAAGAUUCGCAGUUCCAGAUAAUGGACAUAAUGAUAAUCAAUUCUAUAGUUUCGAUUUGGGCCCUGUUCAUUGGGUUGGAGUUAGUACUGAGAAUUACGGAUACUAUUAUACAUAUGGAAUGGAUCCAGUGAUGACACAAUACGACUGGCUGAAACGAGACUUGACGGCUGCGAACUCAAAUCGUGCCGCUCAUCCCUGGAUUUUCACUUUCCAACAUCGUCCAUUCUACUGUAGCAAUGUUAAUUCUGCAGAAUGUCAAUCAUUUGAAAAUCGAUUGGUUAGAACUGGCUGGUUGGAUAUGCCUGGAUUAGAGCCACUUUUCCUUCAAACUUCUGUUGAUUUCGGAUUCUGGGGACAUGAACAUUCGUACGAGAGAUUCUAUCCAGUUGCAGAUAGAACAUAUUGGAAUGAUGCCAACGCCUAUAGAAACCCUAAAGCUCCAGUAUAUCUCAUUAGUGGAUCAGCCGGUUGUCACACUCCAGAUGCCUGGUUCACUGAUCAGCCAUGGCCAUGGAGUGCGGCAAGAAAUAAUGAUUAUGGAUGGUCCAUCGUAACAGUUGCCAAUAGAACUCACAUUCGUGUCGAGCAAAUAUCUAUUGACAAAAAUGAGCAGACCGUUGACGAUUUUUGGGUGAUCAAGGAUGAAGGAUUUACUCAUUCUGGGGAGAUGAGAAGAGCCAGUCCUGGAAUCAAGUUCCCACCUCAAAAAUGUCAUUUCAAAGAUGUCGCUUGUCAACGAUCAUUAAAAGAAAUAAAUGAAGAGCUUUGA